UGCAGCAAGUUAAGUGCCUAGUCCACAGUUAACUACAUAUAAAUACACUACUUUUUCUCAUCUACUGAUCUUUGAAGAUUUCAUUCAUUAAGUAGCAGCUGGUGAAAUACUACUACAAUAACCCAAACAUUCGCUCAAAACCUUAAAUGUCUUGAUCAUUUACCGUAUGUUACUGAUCAUAGAUUUUGUAGUUAAUGUGAUUUCUUUUAUCUCAUGGGUAACGACUACGAUUCUAAUCCCUUCGCUGGAGAGGACCUGAGCGCCAAGGAGAAAGAACUCGAUGCCAAGGAGAUCGAACUGAAUCAGCGGGAAGAGGAAUUAAAGAAGAAGGAGGACGCUAUCACAAGAGCCAGAAUUGGCGUGGAAGAAAAAAAUUGGCCACCUUUUCUCCCUCUAAUUCAUCAUGACAUUCUAAAUGAAAUCCCGAUUCAUCUACAAAGAACACAGUAUGUUGCAUUCACAACAUUGCUCGGUGUAGUCGUCUGCCUCAUAUGGAAUCUUGUUGCAGUCACAACGGCCUGGUUUAAAGGCGCAGCCUUGGAGAUCUGGUUACUUGCAAUUAUCUACCUCAUAACAGGAAUUCCUGGGGCUUAUAUCUUGUGGUAUCGUCCAUUGUAUCGCGCUAUGAGGACUGAUGGUACUUUGAUGUUUGGAUUCUUUUUCUUUACAUACAGUUGUCACCUUUUCUUUUGUGUAUAUGCCUCUAUUGCCCCUCCUGUGAUCUUCGACGGGAAAUCUCUAACUGGGAUUUUGCCAGCGCUUGAUGUUUUACCGGUUAAUGGUAUGGUUGGAGUAAGUUCUUAA
This is a messenger RNA of Helianthus annuus (common sunflower), 804 nucleotides long. Its product is annotated as secretory carrier-associated membrane protein 1. The record is from RefSeq and is a predicted model, not a curated record. Gene Ontology annotation, biological process: protein transport. Bases 214 to 804 code for a protein of 196 amino acids. Gene Ontology annotation, cellular component: trans-Golgi network membrane; recycling endosome membrane. Lineage: Eukaryota; Viridiplantae; Streptophyta; Magnoliopsida; Asterales; Asteraceae. The transcript is spliced from 9 exons.